GAUCCCGUGGGCCCCUUACCGCCCAUCAAGAUGCCGGCGGACAAGGCGGCCUCGGCGCCCGCCACGGCUCGGGGUCCGAAGGCCGACGGCGAGGAGGAAGGCAAGAGCCCCGAGAAGCUCCCGGAGGUGUCCCGACCGCGCUCGGCGGAGACUGCGGCGAAUGAGGCAACCGAGGAGGUGGCCUUCGCGCCGGCCCCUGCAAAGGCGGAGGGCGAAGAGCGAGGCAGGAGCCCGGAGAAGCUUCCGGAGGUAGUGGCCCGGCCCUCCAGGGAGGAGCCCCCAGCGAACGCAACGGAGGAGGAGGCCCCGCCCCCGAAGCCGCUCACCUUGCCGCCGCUGGACACCACGAGCUCGCAGGCACCCAGGGCCGAAGAGGAGGCCGAUUCCCGGGACGAGGCCCCUGGCGACGCCAGUCCCUCAGAUGUGCCGGGCCCGCACAAUGAGGCGGAGCCUAGCAACGACGCAGAGCCGCAGCAGGCGCAGUCCCCGGCCGGGAGUGUGGAGCAGGAGCAGCGGUCGCCACGGUCGCCCCAGUCGCCCCGGUCACCCCAGUCGGCCGAGCGCGUGCAGAAGACUCUGGUG
Molecule: messenger RNA, 582 nt
Organism: Symbiodinium natans
Lineage: Eukaryota; Dinophyceae; Suessiales; Symbiodiniaceae
Source: the annotation of a GenBank genome assembly